This is a messenger RNA of Sphaeroforma arctica JP610, 1466 nucleotides long. RefSeq lists its product as hypothetical. The annotation marks the transcript as partial. Gene Ontology annotation, cellular component: mitochondrion. The transcript has 9 exons. Gene Ontology annotation, biological process: lactate catabolic process. The record is from RefSeq and is a predicted model, not a curated record. Lineage: Eukaryota; Ichthyosporea; Ichthyophonida. Gene Ontology annotation, molecular function: D-lactate dehydrogenase (cytochrome) activity; 2 iron, 2 sulfur cluster binding; D-lactate dehydrogenase (NAD+) activity.
AACAAUUCUUCAGUGAAUAUUUAGCUAUUGGUCUUAAAAUACACACUGUAGACUUUUUUUUCUUCUAUUGCAGACAACAGUAGUAGUAAAUCUAUUAUAAAUACCGAUAUAUCAUCAGUUGUGUUCAUACUUUCAUUCAAAACGUCGUCGUAAUGCUACGCAGUAAUCCAUCCAUACAAUCCACUCGGACCUUGACUGUGGGGGUUUCUUAUUGGACACGGGUAUCACUGGCGGGACACCUCAAAACACGUCCCCAGUUACGCACAUACACCGUCGCUCAGACCACAGUAACAUCUGGUAGUGGGUUGUCCGGAAAGAUCAGCAGACGUCCCCACAUACGCACAUACACCACUGCUCAAACCUCAAUAACACAUAGUAAUAGAUGGUAUGAAAAGAGACGAAUGCUGGUUGGCUGCGUUUCAGUUGCGGCGGCAGCUUUUGGUACUCUAGUGGUCUCGUUGGAUAAGAAGGCUGGGGCAAAGGCGAGCCUGGCUGAAGAGGAUACGUACCCGGAAAGGUCGCCAUCAUUCGAAACUAGCUUUCCCGAGGCCUACAAGAAGCUGCAGACUAUACUUGGUGACCGCAUCACGCUGGAUGAAGAUGCCUUAGAGGGGCACGGCAAAGAGAUGAGCGGAUAUGCCAAGCCUGCAUGGCCUCAGGCAGUGGUCUGGCCUGUCAGCACCGAAGAGGUGUCGGAGAUUGUCAAGGUGUGCGCUGAAUAUGUUAUACCCAUCAUCCCUUUCACGGCUGGUACUUCGCUUGAAGGUCACACAGUGGCACCCAAAGGCGGGAUCACCAUGAAUUUCCGAGAAAUGAGUUCAGUCAUCCAGUACAACGAAAAAGACAUGGAUGUGGUAGUACAGCCAGGAAUCGGCUGGAUGGAACUGAAUGACUACCUCCGACCUCACGGAACGUUCUUGGGAGUGGAUCCUGCCCCAGGUGCGUGUAUCGGUGGCAUGUGUGGCACCUGCUGCUCAGGCACGAAUGCUGUGCGAUACGGGACGAUGAAAGAUCAGGUGGUGAACCUAACCGUUGUCAUGGCCGAUGGCUCGAUUGUGAAAACUGGUCAACGCGCCAGAAAGAGCAGCGCUGGUUACGAUCUGGCGCGCGUGAUUGUGGGCUCUGAGGGUACGUUAGGAAUUGUCACACAGGCCACUCUCAGAGUCAGGCAAAUACCACACCACACGUCUGUGGCGCGGGUGAACUUUCCUUCCGUCCAUGAGGCGUCUGAGGCAGUGAUCAAGAUGCUGCAGCAAGGCAUUCAAUUAGGCGCAGUGGAACUUUUGGACGAGGAAAUGGUUCGUGCAACCAACCAAUACAUGGGCAUGGAACUGUCCGAGUCGCCCUGCCUGCUCAUCAAAUUUGCUGGGAGUGAGGCACACGUCGCAGACGAUGUGAAGGAAGUAAGCAAAAUAGUGGCAAAGCACACGUCGGAACCCUUUGUGUGGACGAAAACGCAGGAGGUA